Electrophorus electricus (electric eel) is the source of this 3702-nucleotide messenger RNA. It is a transcript of the gene snx1b, whose product is annotated as sorting nexin 1b. Lineage: Eukaryota; Metazoa; Chordata; Actinopteri; Gymnotiformes; Gymnotidae. Gene Ontology annotation, molecular function: phosphatidylinositol binding. Gene Ontology annotation, cellular component: endosome membrane; endosome. Gene Ontology annotation, biological process: early endosome to Golgi transport; intracellular protein transport. The record is from RefSeq and is a predicted model, not a curated record.
UAAAAGCAGGUAAACAAUGUCGGUUAGUUCAUUGCGAAAUCCCCCUCCUUUUCUGGAUGGUGAAGAUCAGGAGCCAGAAUACGAUACAAGGGACCUGGACAGCGACGACGGAGAGGAUAUUUUCACUGGUAGAAGCAAUAAACCAUUCACACCAACACCACCAGAGACGGAUCCUCCCACAGAUAUCUUUAGCGAAGAAGGGUACACGGUCCAGACCCCCAUCAAGCACCCGUCGCUCCACACCAACAUUUUGGAACCAAAAUUUAAUGGCAUUCAGUCUGACGAAGAGCUGGAUUUAUUUGCAGAGGCCACUGUAGAGCUGACCUUAACCACGCCAAACAGCCAAGGGAGAAAGGAGGUCUGUCCGACAGGACCUCAUUUUAGCAUCUUAAAUGCGCAUAGCAGUUUACGCAUGCCUGACACUUCCAACAAGACCAUGGAGGAGCUGGAAGAGGAGGAACAUGGAGAUACAUUUGAGCUUAAUAUUGCUGUCACCAAUCCUGAAAAGAUGGGAGAUGGCAUGAAUGCUUUCAUGACCUACAAAGUGUCCACUCAGACUAGUCUGCCAGCAUUCCGCAGUAAAACGUUCUCAGUACGUCGGAGAUUCAGUGAUUUCCUGGGUUUGUAUGAGAAGCUGUUGGUCAAACAGAGUCUGAUGGGGUGCAUCAUACCUCCACCGCCUCAGAAGAGCGUGGUUGGUAUGACUAAAGUCAAGGUAGGAAAGGAGGAUCCAUCUUCAGCAGAUUUUGUGGAGAAGAGAAGAGCAGCACUAGAGAGGUAUCUCCAAAGGGUGGUGGUGCACCCUGCUCUAUUGCAGGAUCCUGAUGUUCAAGAAUUUCUGGAAAAAGAGGAGUUGCCCAGGGCAGUGAAUACUCAGGCUCUGAGUGGAUCUGGUUUCCUCAAGAUGAUAAACAAAGCAUCAGACGCCGUGAAUAAGAUGACCAUAAAAAUGAAUGAGUCUGAUAACUGGUUCGAGAGCAAGCUGCAGGAGGUUGAGAAUGAAGAGCAGUUGUUGAGGAGGCUUCAUGCUUCAUUUGACUCGCUGGUCAAUCACAGGAAGGAAUUGUGCAGCAGCACUGCCAUGUUUGCGAAGAGCGUGGCGAUGCUGGGCAGCUCUGAGGAGAACUCGGCGCUGUCUAGGGCGCUGUCCCAGCUGGCUGAGGUGGAGGACAAGCUGGAGCAGCUGCAGCAGGAGCAGGCCUUCAGUGACUUCUUCAUCUUCACCGAGCUGCUUGCAGACUACGUGAGACUACUCGGGGCUGUGCGUGGCUGUUUUGAGCAGCGUGUGAAAGCCUGGCAGCGCUGGCAGGAAGCUCAGAGCACUCUCCAGAAGAAAAGGGAAGCAGAAGCCAAACUGCUCUGGGCCAACAAACCUGACAAGCUGCAGCAGGCUAAGGACGACAUCACUGAGUGGGAGGCUAAAGUGGGUCAGAGCGAGCGGGAUUUUGAGCGGAUCAGCUCCACCUUAAGGAAGGAAGUGCACAGGUUUGAGAAAGAGAAGUGCAGAGAUUUCAGACACCACAUAGUGAAAUACCUGGAGUCUCUCCAUCGCACACAGCAUCGGCUGGUGAAAUGUUGGGAGACAUUCCUACCUGAAGCUAAAGCCAUCGUGUGAAAUCUUCACCUAAAGACCAACUUUGUAACUGCCCUCUACACAUUUCUGACGUCUAAGCACCACCACACUCACACCUAAAAUACAAGCGCACACAGAUAACACAUGCAUAGUGCAGAGGGACAAUCAAAUUCCACAUUCCUGCGGUAUCCUUCGUUCAGAUGAAAUUUACAGAAACUUAUUUUGUGAUGUGAGAAACUGCAGUGUUGAUACUUUUUCACCCAAUUUAAGCUUAUAUUGUCCUAUAGUACUAUUCCUAAUGCACUACAACUGUCUUGAAACUUUAGUAGCUCAAGCUGUCAGAAUAUUCAAAAAUGUGUGGUAAUGACUGACUGAAAGCCUACAACAAAAACAUCUCACAAGCUAAAGUCUAAUAAAACAAACCAAUGAAUGUACUAUGGUAUGGAGAUCUGCUUGACUCCAUGUGAGUUUAUAUGUCUACAGUACAAUGAGUUUUGGGUUAAAAAGUAUCAAAACAUAUCCUUAUGAAGAAAGGUAUAGGUAUAUUUUGGGCAUCUGCAUCUUAAAGAUUGAGUUUAAAUGUUAUGAUUCCUCUAGACGGAAGACCAUUCGGCUCCAGACCUCAAAGUUAAUUUGCAAUCCUGAUUAUUAAACACUAUAGGCGCACACACCCACAAACACCAUUUCAGCUAUAACAGUCUCCACUGUUCUCUGAAGGCUUUCCACAAGAUUUUGAAGUCUGUAGGACUGUAUGCCCAUUCAGUCGAACAAGCAUACGUGAGGUCCGUCACUGACGUUCCAUUUCAUCCCAGAGGUGACGAGUGGGGUUGAGGUCAGGGCUCUGUGCAGGCCCUUGGAGUUCCUAAACACCAAAACUGACAUGUUUUAAUAAACCCCACUUUGUGCAGAGACAGUCAUGUUAGAACAGGAAAGGUCCUUCCCAAUCUUCCACAAAUUUAGAAGCAUACCAUUUUAUAAAAUGUCUUUGCUUUGUAUGAUGUAACAAUAUUACCGUACACUGGAGCUAAGGGGCCCAAACCCUGAAAACCAGCCCCAGACUAUUCUCUCCUACACCAAACUGCACUGUUCACCCUGUGCAUAGUAAUGGCUAGCAUUCUCCUAGCAUCCAUCAAGCUUGGAUUCAUUCAUCAGACUGCCAGAAAAUGAAGGGUGAUUCAUUGCUCUAGAGUCCAGUGACCACAUGAUUUACGGUUAGUUUGUCAUUGUACAUAGUGAUAUUAGGCUUGUUGGCACCUGCAGGGCCAUUUUUACACACAACACACUUGAUCACUAGGCAGCCUGACUGAGCCUGAGUCUCAGGCGGAGGCUGUAUGGUCUACUGCUUCGAUGCUAAGCUCUCCGUGCUUCCAUUUCACCAUAACGGCAUUUAUAGUUGAAAAGAGUCCAUCUAGCUGAUGCUUCACAAACUACUUGUGGCAAAUGUGGCAUAGCAUGACAGUGCCAUGUUUAAAGUCACAGAUGUUCAGUAUGACCCAUUCCACUAUCACCAUGUGUUUAUGGCUAUUUCAUGGCAAUGUACUUGGUUUUAUACAACUGUUAGGAGUGGGUGUGGCUGCCCCAGGCUCUAAUGCCUAAAUCAGUAUGUCCACAUACUUUUGGCCAUAAAGCAUUAUUACAUGUAGUUGAGCAUUUCUUGUAGCUGACUGGCCAUGUUGUGUGUGUGUGUGUGUGUGCGCGUGCAUAUGCAUUUUUGUAGUUUAUGUAGCAUUUUAAUAGGUAAAAGCCAGGGUAGAAAAAAAAUCCCUGAAUCUCGUAACUUUCGAUUUCAUUCAACUCCAGAGUCCAUUUGGCUCUGAACUUUAGUGUUAUAACCUGUGCGUUGGUAGGCAGAGCAGCAGCAGGGCUCUUGCCCAAUGUGGUUGGGGAAUAACCCUGAACUCAGUCAGGAGGAGAGUCAAAACAUUUACUCCAUUGAGGAAAGUCUUCAGAGGAUUUUGGUCCAGUUACAUUUGUUAUACUGACUGGUGUCAACUUGGGUGAUUUUGCAGUUUUUAUGAUUUCCUCUUCUUAGUCACACCCACUCACAGCUUCUGUUGGAAAAGGAAGAGAAAUGGCUUAUCAUUAGAAAAAUGCUGAAUUGAAAAAACAAAAUUGUCAGAUUCCAGAUG